Messenger RNA from Phanerochaete carnosa HHB-10118-sp, 979 nucleotides. RefSeq lists its product as uncharacterized. The transcript has 3 exons. The record is from RefSeq and is a predicted model, not a curated record. The coding region runs from base 1 to 906 and encodes 301 amino acids. Lineage: Eukaryota; Fungi; Basidiomycota; Agaricomycetes; Polyporales; Phanerochaetaceae.
AUGUCAUCUGAUCUUACCAUCAAGUUCUCUGCUAUCCCGCAAGGCGAGGGGGAGCCUGGCAGGGAAGAAUUUUCUCUUCACCUUACCCGCGUUGACAAGCAGGUCCGACUCGAAGGCCGUCUUCAGAUAUACAACACUGUGGGAGUCACCGCAUCUGCGACGCGCGAGUACUAUAGAGGGACGUUGGCUCAGCGCAGUCCAAAUGACCCCGAGACCGACGUAUUCAUCAAGCUCGCAUACGCGCAAAACCUCGACGACGCAGCCGGACUCAGAACCGAGGCCAACUUCUAUAACAAGCAGCUGAAAGCAUUGCAAGGGGACGUCGUACCUGUGUGCUACGGGAUUUACGAAGGAGAGCACGACGAUGGCGAUCCUAUUGUCUGCCUUGUUCUCGAGUAUAUGGGCGAGCCUGCCGAAGACGGGCUGGGCUCUCUUGACAUGGACGUCCGGCUGGAAGUUCUGCGUUCGGUGGUCCAGGUGCACCUUGCCGGGGUGAUGCAUAACGACAUCAACGACGACAACGUCUUGUUCUCCUCUACGCCCGACAGCAAGCCCCGUAUUAUCGACUUCGAACACGCCGAGAAGCACAAAUGCAGGCGUAAGCUCGAGAUUGUCGAGGGCGCCCCCGUUCCAGAACGUUUGUUGUUCGGCUGUCCAGAGCUUUGGGAUCUUGCUGCCAACAUGGGCAUUUGGCGCUCUCAGUAUGUCUGCUUCUACGGCGAAUACGUUGACGAGGACACCAUUGAUUCUCCACAAGUUCUCAUCGACGCGGUCCGUUCUAUGACCUUUCUUCCACAGGAGGAUAUUGAGAGACGAGCGAAUAAGGCGUACGAGAUGGUGCAAGUAUUUAAGGAGAAUGGUGGGUAUCGGCCAAGGGAUUUCAACCCCGACGAUUGGGUAUUUUGAGCCUUUUAUAGUCGGACUUCACUACGCUUAGACGGAAUAUUAUGCAAUAAAUGCAUAUGCUUUUUCGCCGUUU